Prosopis cineraria is the source of this 2123-nucleotide messenger RNA. RefSeq names its product protein NRT1/ PTR FAMILY 4.5-like. The transcript has 6 exons. Gene Ontology annotation, cellular component: membrane. The coding region runs from base 39 to 1922 and encodes 627 amino acids. The record is from RefSeq and is a predicted model, not a curated record. Gene Ontology annotation, molecular function: transmembrane transporter activity. Lineage: Eukaryota; Viridiplantae; Streptophyta; Magnoliopsida; Fabales; Fabaceae. Gene Ontology annotation, biological process: transmembrane transport.
AUUUCUUUAAUGCAUUAUGCUAAAUCGAGUGUAUAUAUAUGGGGAAGAAUUCGGUCUUGCUCGCUGCAACAGACUCAUCUGCUAACCACAGUACUGAAGACCUCAUCUGCAGAGCCAUGGAAAACCCCGAGAAAGUCAACAAGGGUCAUCAGGAGGAGAAAGCAGCGCUGGUUGUGGCAGAUAAAGUGGACUGGAAAGGAAGGAAAGCUCUCAAACAUGAACAUGGAGGGAUGAAAUCGUCCUUGCUCAUAUUAACGACGUUUGGAUUCGAGAACUUGGCAACGUUCUCGCUGGCAGUGAAUUCGGUGGGAUACUUCAAUGGAAUAAUGCAUUUCGAUAUUAUCGAUGCUGCUAAUAUGCUCACCAACUACAUGGGCACUAGUUACUUGCUCGCCAUCCUCGUCGCUGUCGUCGCCGACACUUGGUUUGGCAGAUUCAAAGCUGUCAUAGUCUCUGGUUGCUUUGAGUUUUUCGGACUAGUGCUGCUAACAGUUCAAGCACACUACCCCCACCUGAAGCCACCACCUUGCGUCAUGUUGGAUCCACAAUCUCACUGUGAGACACUCAGUGGCGGCCACAAGGCUCUGCUCUUCCUCGGUCUUUAUCUCCUGGCUUUCGGCAGCUCUGGAAUCAAAGCUGCGCUUCCCUCACAUGGCGCCGAUCAGUUUGACGACAAAGAUCCCAAAGAAGCCUCCCAAAUGUCAACCUUCUUCAACUAUCUCUUGGUCGCCGUUUGCCUCGGGGGCGCCGUCAGCUUGACGCUCGUUGUCUACGUGCAGGACAACAAAGGAUGGGACUGGGGUUUUGGGAUCUCCGCCAUCGCUAUACUGUUGGCCCUCAUAAUCUUUGCCUCGGGAUUGCCUCUCUAUAGGCUUCAGAUUGUUCAAGGAACUAGUGCUAUCAUUGAGAUCAUACAGGUCUUUGUUGCCGCAUUUCGGAAUAUAAAUCUCCGCCUUCCUGCAGAUCCUGCAGAACUCUACGAGAUUGAACGUGACAAAGAACCUGCCUCCGAAAUAGAAUUUUUACCUCACAGAGACAUUUACAGGUUUUUGGACAAAGCAGCCAUCAAAACCAAACGCACAACGGAAGUUGAGAAUUGUGAGACUCCAAAUCCAUGGAAACUGUGCAGGGUCACGCAAGUGGAGAAUGCCAAGAUCAUCUUAGGCAUGGUCCCAAUAUUCUGCUGCACGAUCAUUAUGACCCUGUGCCUAGCUCAGCUCCAAACCUUCUCCAUCCAGCAAGGCCGAACAAUGGACAGCCAUAUUUCAAAAUCUUUCAAAAUUCCUCCAGCAUCUCUCCCAAUCAUCCCAAUCCUGUUCUUGAUCAUCAUCGUCCCUGUCUAUGACCUCAUUUUUGUGCCUCUUCUUCGCAAAAUCACGGGCAUCCCCACUGGAAUCACCAACUUGCAGCGUAUAGGAGUUGGCCUCAUUCUCUCUUGCAUCUCCAUGGCUCUGUCUGCAGUGAUUGAAGUAAAAAGAAAACAAGUGGCAAGAGAUCACAACAUGCUCGAUGCUAUACCAGUACGUAAUCCAUUGCCCAUGAGCACAUUCUGGCUUUCCUUUCAGUACUUUGUGUUUGGCAUUGCUGACCUGUUUACUUAUGUGGGGCUGCUUGAGUUCUUCUACUCUGAGGCACCAAAAUCGCUGAAAUCUACAUCAACCUGCUUCCUCUGGACCUCAAUGGCUGUCGGAUAUUUUCUGAGUACCAUAGUGGUGAAGAGUGUGAAUAGUGCCACCAAGAAUAUCACCAGAAGUGGAGGAUGGUUGGCUGGUAACAAUAUUAACAGAAACCAUCUGAAUCUAUUUUACUUGUUCCUUUCCGUGGUGAGCUUUAUCAACUUCUGUAUCUAUCUGAUCGUUUCAAGCAGGUACAAGUAUAGGACUCAAGUUCGGGAAGUAAAACAGGGGGGUUCCAACGAUUGAAUGUAGAGAACCAAAAAAGUAGAGUAUGAUGAAAUGUAUAAUUAGUGAAAGUUAGAGUAGUUUGUACCGUUUAUUUCAUUUUCUCUUCGAGAAAAUGAUUGCGAUUGGGUAAAAGUAAGAUAGAGGUGUGAUUAUUUGUUUACUUCAGAAGUUGGAAGUUGUUAAGUUUAAACAUAUAUGGAAGCUUUUUUUGUACUUGAA